Messenger RNA from Cryptomeria japonica (Japanese cedar), 1179 nucleotides. Its product is annotated as 2-hydroxy-palmitic acid dioxygenase mpo1. Gene Ontology annotation, cellular component: endoplasmic reticulum. The coding region runs from base 197 to 793 and encodes 198 amino acids. Gene Ontology annotation, biological process: sphingoid catabolic process. The record is from RefSeq and is a predicted model, not a curated record. The transcript has 5 exons. Lineage: Eukaryota; Viridiplantae; Streptophyta; Pinopsida; Cupressales; Cupressaceae.
GUUUUUCCCACUACUAAGCGAUCUCGUGGGACCCAGUUUAGCUUUUUAUUUCGCCGUUGUGUGGAUUUGGUCCAUAAGUUAUCAUGAACUUCUGGUUCAUCGCAUUAAUCCUACUUUCAGGAACAAACUGGUUUGUGCAGCGGAACAGAAAGAAGAUCUUCCUAUUUACAAAGAUUUUGUAGCGGGAGCUGCUAUAAUGGGAGCGAUCGAUUUGGAGAAGCAAUUUGCAUUUUAUGGAGCUUAUCACAGUGACAAGACUAAUAUCCUUAUCCAUACCAUAUUUGUGUGGCCAAUUUUUUUCACUGCGCUAGUAUUGGAAUCUUUCACCCCUGCUUUUGGUCCGCUGCCCAUCGCACCAGGAACCUUCCCCUUCCAGGAGUAUAUGGUACUGAAUAUGGGUUUUGUGACAGCUGUUUUAUAUGCUCUGUUUUAUAUUAUGAUGGAUAAGAAAGCAGGCACAAUAGCAGGAGUCAUCUGCCUUCUUUGCUGGGUUAGCAGCAAUGCCCUUGCUCAGAGAUUGGGGUUUUCCUUAGCGUGGAAGGUGGUCCUUGUUUCUCAGUUGGUUUGCUGGACAGGUCAAUUCAUAGGACAUGGAGUUUUUGAGAAGCGAGCACCUGCACUUUUGGAUAAUCUUGUUCAAGCUUUCUUAAUGGCUCCAUUUUUUGUCCUGCUUGAGACCCUCCAAAAGUUCUGUAAUUAUGAACCUUAUCCUGGUUUCAAGAAGAGCGUACAGGCAAAAGUGCAAGCAAAUAUAAAGGAAUGGAGAUUGAAGAAGCAGAAAAAAUCUGCAUAAUUGGCUUGCCUAUUAAACUUUAGCAGACUUCCUAGUUAAUAUCAAACAUGCUUUAUGAAUUUAUUUAUUUUCAAAGUAAAUUUAUCCAUCACUAUUGUUGUUAGUGUUGAUGUGCAAUUGUACAUAUUGCUGAGAGAUAUAAUUGUACAGUGAUAAAUUAGGAAGGAAAAUUGAUUGCAAUAAAAUAGUUUCACCCAUGCACACAUUUAAUUUUAAAUGAAUUAAUUAAUCUCAUGUUUCAUAUAUAGUGCGAUCUGCAGACAGUUCAAGCAGCAAGAAAAACUUGUAUAGUUGGCUUGCCAAUUGGACUUAAGCAGAGACUACUUGGUCAAUAAGAAGCAUGCUGUAUGAAUCUCUUCUCGAAGCAGAUUCAUCCAUUCAGUUGA